AUGUCUUCUUCUGCCGCGUGUAUCUUCUGCAAGAUCAUCAAGGGUGACAUCCCUUCAUUCAAGCUCUACGACAGCGAGAAAGUCUUUGCUUUCCUUGACAUCGGCCCUCUGAGCCGUGGCCACGCGCUCGUAAUCCCCAAGUUCCACGGCAAGAAGCUUACCGAUAUCCCUGACGAGGACCUCCUUGAGAUUCUGCCCGUCGCAAAGAAGAUCGCCCAGGCUAGCGGUGCCGAGGACUUCAAUAUCCUGCAGAACAACGGCCGCAUUGCCCACCAGGUUGUUGACCAUGUCCACUUCCACAUGAUCCCUAAACCCAACGAGACAGAGGGUCUUGGUGUAGGCUGGCCCUCCCAGCCCGCAGACAUGGACAAGCUCAAGGCCCUCCACGAGGAGCUCAAGGCUAAGAUGUAA
Molecule: messenger RNA, 411 nt
Organism: Aspergillus chevalieri
Lineage: Eukaryota; Fungi; Ascomycota; Eurotiomycetes; Eurotiales; Aspergillaceae
Gene: HNT1
Product: HIT family protein
Exons: 6
Coding region: 1-411 (136 amino acids)
Biological process (GO): nucleotide metabolic process
Molecular function (GO): catalytic activity
Source: RefSeq, a predicted model, not a curated record